GGCUGGCGGGCGGGGGGCGGGCGCUGGGCAGGGCCGGGCGGGCGGGGAGCGCCCCGCCGGGAAGGUGGGUGAGAGGGGAGCGCGCCCCGCGCCCCUGCGCCCGCCCGGCCCGGCCCGGUCCUCGCACUUUCCCGCCGGCCGCGCGGACGGGACGGCCCGCUGCCCCGGGUACCGCGGCGAGGAACCCCAGCUCGGCCCGGACAGCCCGCGCCCCCUCCGCGCGCCCCCGGCCCGGCGCUCGGGGGAGGGGGCAGGCCGCCACGUCCCCCCGCACCCCUCCCCGCCGCCAGCGGCUCUGGGGCCCCGGUGGGGAGCAGGGGGCUGAUUAGCCGAGGAGCAGGGGUGUGGCCAGCGGGGCCCCGGGUAGUGAGUCACACACGCCUGCUCGCCCAGUCCCAGUCCCGGGGCGAGCGCGGUCCCUGCCCGAGUCGCGCUGCCUGGCCCGAAGUGUCCUGGGGCUGGGCAUGAGGACCCUGGGGUGCCGAGGGAGGGGCUGACGCCCAGCGCGGUGGUGGAUGAGGGCGGACAGAAUGACUGAGAGCAUGAAGGAGUGCCUGGCGCAGACCAAGCCGGUGGUGGGGGACAUGGUGACGGUGGUGAAGACAGAGGUCUGCUCACCACUCCGAGACCAGGAGUAUGGCCAGACCUGCUCUAGGAGGCCAGACCCGGCAACCAUGGAAGUGGAGCCCAAGAAGCUGAAGGGGAAGCGUGAGCUCAUCGUGCCCAAAACCUUCCAGCAGGUGGACUUCUGGUUCUGCGAGUCAUGCCAGGAGUACUUCGUGGAUGAGUGUCCAAAGCACGGCCCCCCGGUGUUUGUGUCGGACACCCCGGUGCCUGUGGGCAUCCCCGACCGGGCAGCCCUCACCAUCCCGCAAGGUGUGGAGGUGGUCAAGGAGGCCAGCGGCGAGAGCGACGUGCGUUGCAUAAACGAGGUCAUCCCCAAGGGCCAUAUCUUUGGCCCCUAUGAGGGCCAGAUUUCCACACAGGACAAGUCAGCUGGCUUCUUCUCCUGGCUGAUCGUGGACAAGAACAACCACUACAAGUCCAUCGACGGGUCAGAUGAGAGUAAAGCCAACUGGAUGAGGUAUGUGGUUAUCUCCCGGGAGGAGAGGGAGCAGAACCUGUUGGCGUUCCAGCACAGCGAGCACAUCUACUUCCGGGCGUGCCGGGACAUCCGGCCCGGGGAACGGCUGCGGGUCUGGUACAGCGAGGAUUACAUGAAGCGGCUGCACAGCAUGUCCCAGGAAACCAUCCACCGAAACCUGGCCAGAGGAGAGAAGAGGCUGCAGAGGGAGAAGUCUGAGCAGGCUCUGGAUAACUCAGAUGACCUGAGGGGUCCCCUGCAGCUCCCCAUGUUGAGACAGGGCAAGAGCCCCUACAAGCGUGGCUUAGAUGAGGGGGACCUGCACCCCCAGGCCAAGAAGAAGAAAAUCGACCUCAUUUUCAAAGAUGUGCUGGAGGCCUCGCUGGAGUCCACCAAGGCAGAGGCCCGCCAGCUUGCGCUGAGCACGUCGCUGGUCAUCAGGAAAGUCCCCAAGUACCAGGACGACAUCUACGGCCGAUGUCCGAUGGUCAUGACACAUGGUAUGCAGAGUGUCAGCCGGACCCAGGGGGACGGAGACUGGAAGAUGCCCCAAGGGGGUGCCAAGGAAACAGGCCCUUUGGAGGACGAAGAAGAAGAGCCUUCGUCCUUCAAGGCCGACAGCCCAGCCGAGGCCUCUCUGGCGUCCGACUCCCAUGAGCUCCCCACCACCUCCUUCUGUCCCAACUGCAUCCGCCUCAAGAAGAAGGUCCGGGAACUGCAGGCAGAACUGGACAUGCUAAAGUCUGGCAAGCUUCCGGACCCCCCUGUACUGCCGGCACAGGUACUGGAGCUCCCAGAGUUCUCAGACCCGGCAGCCUCCGAGAGCAUGGUGUCCGGCCCCGCCCUCAUGGAGGACGACGACCAGGAGGUGGACUCGGCGGAUGAAUCGGUCUCCAACGACCUGGCAGCCUCUGCCGACGAGCCCUCCAAGCUGUCGUCCGCCACGGGCCGCCGCAUCCGGCGCUUCAAGCAGGAGUGGCUCAAGAAGUUCUGGUUCCUGCGCUACUCGCCCACGCUCAAUGAGAUGUGGUGCCACGUGUGCCGCCAGUACACCGUGCAGUCGUCCCGCACCUCGGCCUUCAUCAUCGGCUCCAAGCAGUUCAAGAUCCACACCAUCAAGCUGCACAGCCAGAGCAACCUGCACAAGAAGUGCCUGCAGCUGUACAAGUUGCGCAUGCACCCCGAGAAGACAGAGGAGAUGUGCCGCCACAUGACCCUCCUCUUCAACGCCGCCUACCACCUGGCCCUGGAGGGCCGGCCCUACCUGGACUUCCGGCCGCUGGCCGAGCUGCUGCGCAAGUGUGAGCUCAAGGUGGUGGACCAGUACAUGAACGAGGGCGACUGCCAGAUCCUCAUCCACCACAUCGCCCGGGCGCUGCGGGAGGAUCUGCUGGAGCGCCUCCGCCAGUCACCCUGCCUCAGCAUCAUCCUGGACGGCCAGAGCGAAGACCUGCUGGCCGACACGGUGGCCGUCUACGUCCAGUACACCAGCGGCGAUGGGCCCCCCACCACCGAGUUCCUGUCCCUGCAGGAGCUGGGCUUCUCCGGCACGGAGAGCUACCUGCAGGCGCUGGACAGGGCCUUCUCUGCCCUGGGCCUCCAGCUGCAGGCCGAGAAGCCCACGGUGGGACUGGGCGUGGACGGGGCCCAUGUGACGGCCAGUCUGCGCGCCGGCCUGUUCAUGACCAUCCGCAAGACGCUGCCCUGGCUGCUGUGCCUGCCCUUCAUGGUGCACCGGCCCCACCUGGAGGUCCUGGAUGCCAUCAGCGGCAAGGAGCUGCCGUGCCUGGAGGAACUGGAGAACAACCUGAAGCAGCUGCUCAGCUUUUACCGCUACUCGCCUCGCCUCAUGGGUGAGCUGCGCUCCACGGCCGCCACACUCUGCGAGGAGACGGAGUUCCUGGGCGACAUCCGGGCCGUACGCUGGAUCAUCGGCGAGCAGAACGUGCUCAAUGCCCUCAUCAAGGACUACCUGGAGGUGGUGGCCCACCUGCGGGACGUCAGCAGCCAGACGCAGCGGGCGGACGCCUCGGCCAUCGCUCUGGCCCUGCUGCAGUUCCUCAUGGACUACCAGUCGGUCAAGCUCAUCUACUUCCUGCUAGACGUGAUCGCCGUUCUGUCCCGCCUGGCCUAUGUCUUCCAGGGUGAGUACCUGCUGGUGUCCCAGGUGGACGACAGGAUCGAGGAAGCCAUCCAGGAGGUCAGCCGGCUGGCCGACUCCCCCGGCGAGUACCUGCAGGAGUUUGAGGAGAACUUCCGUGAGAGUUUCAACGGCAUCGCAGUCAAGAACCUCAGGGUGGCCGAGGCCAAGUUCCAGUCCAUCCGGGAGAAGAUCUGCCAGAAAACCCAAGUCAUCCUGGCCCAGCGGUUUGACUCCCGCAGCCGGGUCUUCGUGAAGGCCUGCCAGGUGUUUGAUCUGGCCGCCUGGCCCCGGAGCAGCGAGGAGCUGCUGAGCUAUGGCAAGGAGGACGUGGUGCAGAUCCUGGACCACCUGGAGGCCAUCCCCGCCUUCGCCAGGGACGUCUGCAGGGAGGGGCUAGAUCCCCGGGGCAGCCUGCUGCUCGAGUGGCGUGAGCUCAAGGCUGACUACUACACCAAGAGCGGCUUCAAGGACCUGCUGGGCCACGUGGGCAAGUACAAGCAGAGGUUUCCGCUCCUCCACAGGAUUGUUCAAGUCCUCAAGGUCCUCCCCACCUCCACGGCCUGCUGUGAGAAGGGCCGCAGCGCCCUGCAGCGAGUCCGCAAGAACCACCGCUCGCGGCUGACACUGGAGCAGCUCAGUGACCUGCUGACCGUUGCCGUCAACGGGCCGCCCAUCGCCAGCUUCGAUGCCAAGCGAGCCCUGGACAGCUGGUUUGAGGAGAAGUCGGGCACCAGCUACACGUUGUCAGCCGAGGUCCUCAGCCGCGUGAGCACGUUGGAGCCGAAGCCGGGGUUGCCAGCCACCGACCAUGGGGCCGACUUCUACCCAGAUAUGUGAGCAGCCAGUCAGGCUGCUGCAGAGUUCACUAAGCUGUCGAAUAUUUUUUUAAUCUAUACCCAUAAGCUUUGAUAUAUGAUCUAAAUAUAUAUUAUAUUAUAUAUAUAUAUAUAUAUAAACUCACACUGAAAAUUGAAAAAAAAUGAUAAUAAUAAGAUACCAAGGUGAUGAAUCCACCACAAGCUACUGGGCGCUUUCAGAAAGGAAGCCUGUGUUGGACACUGACUCUCAUCUACCACAUCUGGCAGCUGCGGCCUGCGUGGCCACACCCAUCACUCACGGAAGCCUGUGCAGGGGGCGCCACGGGGUCCGUCCCCACCUCACCGUUCACCGACUGCAUAAGCUAGCACGACGGGCCUCUGUCUUCACCUCUAGGUAGUGCUUUUUUUUGUUAUUGUUUGUGUUUUCAUUGGGGGGACCGAAGGGGCCGGGGUGAUGUUUUGGCUUCUUUUUUUUUUUUUUUUUGUCCAGUUUGGUUUAAUGAUGGGACUCCCCACCCCAUGAACUCCCACCCCCACCCCUGUUGGCAUGACUCAGGUCAUGAGUCAGGUCUCUGGAUUUGGGAUAGGUUAGGUGGUGGGAGCCUGGGUUCGAGCAUUUUUGGGCUAACAGCUCCCCUCCCCACCUUGUUUCCACUUGAGAGCUCUGUGGCCACAUCCUGACCACUUCACCUGUUAGGCUGAAGGCAAAGUUGCCUGACAACUGAGCUUUCGAAAUCCUUGGGGUGGGGAAGGGAGAGGGAGUGAGCUGUCCACAUGCCUUCCUCUCACAGGGUGGGGAAUAAAAUAACUUAAUCCCAUUCAGAACCAGGGCUGACCAGGAACAUUAGAGCCAAGGAGUCCAGACCCUAAAGAGGGAAGUGAAUUUUUGGCUAAAAACUAGUAGAACAAAAAGUCUAUAUUUGAUUUAUAUGAAUUAUUUAUGCUUCAUCUUUAUACUUUUAUCACAUGUUGGGGGUGUUUUAGUUCUCUUCCUUUACUAAUCAAGAGAUGCCUGCCCCUGCUCAGUGGCAAGAGAUGCCAUGCAAGUGGUGUCCAGGGUGACGCUUAAUUCAGAGUCCUUGACGAUGGGGUCUAUCUGUGGCCUGACUGGGGAAACAGGGACUAUGUGAAUGUUUCCUGUUUUACAGGGUAGAGAUGUCCUAAAGAAAAAGGAGGAUAUAAGAGAUGAGAGAGGACUUUCAGGCGUCACCCCCCUCUACACACACACACACACACACACACAGUCUAAGCUUUAGAAACAGCCUCUUGUCCACUCCCUGGGGCAAGUUGUGGUUUUAAGCUCAAGGAGUCUAUCAGUGCUCUCUCACUCAUUGAACUCUCAGUAUACCUCGCAAGGGAACUUACGAACAAAUGUGCAUUAGCUGUUAACAACACUUCUGUUCCUAUUUUCAAGUCCAACGGAUGUGCGUCAGGCCUACAGAGAUGCUGAGUCUCAGGCUCGGGUCAUAUUUGGGGGAAGGAGGAAGAUUUGCCCUUGGGCUGUGCACAGUCUGUCCGACUGGAGGUCAGCCAGCCAUCUUGCUGAGCAUUGGGUGGGCAAGAGGUGGCAUGGUCUGGCCACACAGGAGACCCCUGUGUCCCUGACCUGCCUGGCUCACUAGAAAACUGUGGUGGCUUCCUUCCUUCUUGGUUCCUCUUGUCCCCAAGGCCUCAUGCAGCCUUAGGGACCCUUAGUGGAAAUGUCCUCAACACUGAACAUGCCACUUCCCCUCUUCCUCUUCCUGCCAGUACCUUUGUCCCCCACAUAUCCCUCCCCUGAACCCCCAUGGUCUUGGUGCUAAGAGAACUUUAGAAUCAUUGCUGCUAGUCAAUAGCUUUUUCAUUAUAUAAUUAUAUUAUAUAUAUUAUAUUAUUUUUUGAAACUUCUUUUUGGUUUUGUUUUCAACAGUGAUGUAGCAUGUUUAAAAACAGAAAAAAAAAACUAAACAAACAAACAAACAAAAAACUGGUUUUCUCCAACUGUCCCACUGCCAGGCCUCAUAUGCUGCCUUCUUAAACAAAUCAAUGCACCCCCCUGCCUGGAGACAUUUACACCCCAGACCCCACACCCCUGCCAGUUGCACGCACCUGCCCCCCUCCCCCCUUUCUGCACUAGGAGAGAAUGUGCAGGAACUGGCAGGACAAGGCUCAGAGCCCUGCUGGGUGCUCUGGAAUUCCUGGCUCCAUUCAAUUCCCCUCUUUACGCUGCUGGCUUUUUUUGCCCACUCACUUCUCCUGCCAGGUUGGAAUGCACCCAGUAGCCCCAUGGAAAGUGGGGUACUAUUGUAGAACACAGGGUUCCACCCCACCCCCUCCUGGAUUUUCUCUUCUAAACACACGCGCGCGCGCGCACGCACACACACACACACACACACACACACACACACACACACACACACACACGAUGGCAAGGUACACCUCCCAGGGAGGAGGAGGCCAGAAACAGGUGAGUGGGAUCCUUCUAGCCAACAAUGGCCUUACUCCUCCUCCUCUUCCUCCUCUUCCUUCUACUCCUCUUCCUCACCCUCUUCACUGGGACCCUCCAUGGUGUCAUGCCCUCAACCAUUUGUUUGACAAUCAGGGAAAGAGAGAAUCCUUACUGUCUGCCUGAGCACCCAGUAGGACUGUUUUCUUUCAGAUGGCCAUGGUCAAAAUUAACUCAGAUCAUCAUCUGGAGAGAAAAGAAUCCUUUUGAGUAUUGCUGGUGUCCUGUAUCUUCUGGGAAGGCUAGGAGGGGUGACUUUGUGAGCCGCUGCUGACAGCCUGAAAUAGGACCAUCACCUGCAUGGCCAUGCUCCAGACUGGGCUGAAGGGAGGAGGGUGUUUUAAAGUUUGGCACGACCCCUGCAAAAUUCGGGGAGCUCAUGACUUCCACUGACUUCAACCAGGUUUGGGACCAUGUCAGAUGCAGCCACUCACUUUGCGUGGGGCAAGGAGUAGCACCCAGGAACAUUUGAGGUGACACACCACUGUGAUUUACACAGGGCCUUUUCUCAGUGGAUGCUUUGGGGGGGGCGCCUCUCAGGGUUUCUAUUCUGUGAAUCCUGCAAAAGGAACUUCUCAUCCCUCCCUUGAAAAGGGCCCCUUGGGGUUGAUGGGUCCCUCGAGAUGUAGCCUAGGGAACCCACCCCAUGCUUGGCUAGCCUGGCUGUAGUCUGGGUAGUCUUUGCAUCCGGGUGACACAGCCCCUCCCUGGCUGUGGGCUUAGAAUGAAAAGCUUGUGUUUCUGGGCUCGAGGUAUCUUCACUAGUCUGGUUGCUCAGUGACUUGCUUCUUGAGAUCCCGUGUGACCAGAUGUGUCAAGCAGGGCCUGGGGCCAGGCUGUGAUGAAAAUAAUCUCAUUCUGCUCCCAGAGGAAGGAGGGAGGGAAGUAGGCCUACUACCGCCAUCUUGCAUCUGUGAAGCUGGAAGAUGUCCCACCCCUCAGUCACUCGUGCAGAACCCCCGAGUUUUGCCUGCCUGCUUCAAUGUGAGUCUAGGCAUCCAAAAACACCAUGAUGAUUAUUUUCUCUUUUUCUUAUUUUUUUUUUCACCACUGCCUGUGGCAUUCUGUACUCCCAGGGACUGUAGUCCCGUCCAUCCGUCUCAUGUGAGAGUGAGAGCCUGGGUCCCUGGAUGGCUGGUGUCAGAGAAGGGCCUGACGCUCAGCAGCUGGGGUCUGAAUCUGGCCGCUGCUGUGUGUGUUUCCGUGUCCAGUGGUCUUGCUGAGCCCUCUCUCCUGGCCUUUCAUUUGGAGGCAGAACCCUGCCUCUGGUGUUGUUGUGGCAUUUUCCACUUGAUUGGAAGUGAUGCCCAACAGGAGGAAGCUUGGCCAAUGGUGUAAAUGCUGCAAAAGGUUAUAGAGGGAUUAGAAUGGACAACAGCUUUGGCCUCAUCUGGGUUGGGGGAGGCAGUAGCCUCAUCUUAACUGUCCCCCUGGAGCCCAGUGGAUCCAAGAGGUGGUUCAGGUGGGUGGGAGGGGGAACUGAAGUAGAACUUCUAGAUUCUUCCCCGUCGGUGUCCUCCCACCCCACGGGGAUCAAGAAGGCAUUGUGCAGAGCUGGUCUGGGUUGAGGUCCAGGUAGGGCUUGGUCUGGGCAGCUGGUUUGGACAGAAGGCUUCAGUGGUACUGGACUGAGUAUCCACAAGCCCCCCUUAAAGGGGCAGGCCAGCCCGGGCUAGCAGAAGCAGGAAGACUAGGCUUUCAAAAAUGCCUUUGCAGGCAAGACAGUCUGGGCCCGGUGAGGCCAGGCAUAGUGGGCCUCUUGGGGAAGGUGAUGCUGGGUCACAGGUUCUAAUCUGACUUCUGUCUAGAGGGCCCUUCUGCUUGGAGGGAGGGCCUUGUCCUGCCCCUCCGUUCAUGGGGUGCUUUAGCUGAGCGAUGGAGUUGCAUUUAAGGAGACUUUGUUGUGAUCCUUGUGUGUUAGCCAGAGGGAGACAAAGUGGCCUUUGGGGAGGAACAUGGGCCGACACUCCCCUUCCAUCCAGCUCUCCCUCCCCCAGCCCCAGCCCCACCCCUGGAGAUACCUAUGCAACCCCCCUCCCCGGGCAGCGGGCACCUGCAGCGAGGCAUCGAAUCCUCCAGCAUUUGUACAUAUGGGCGUACACAGUGCGUAGACACACGGAGUGAGAGAUGAAAUCACGUCUAUAUAUCUAUAAAUAAUAUGCCUAUAUAUUUAUACAUUUCUAUGUUUUAAAUAGAUAUAAAAAUAGUCUAUAGAGAGCUGGGCGAGUGUGGGGGCGCCUGCCGUUGUCAUGUGCAAAGAGGGGGCACAGCGCCUCUGCCGGGGGGGUGGGGGCUGCGGGAGCUGAGCGACAGGCAGGCUUUGCCAGGAAGGGGCCUCCUCCUGGGGUGUUGGAGAGUGACCGGGUCCCAGUCCCCCCACCUCUGUGCACUUUCUCUCCUCUCCCCAGGCUGGGUCUGAGGUUGGAAGGAGGUACUCAAGCCCUGAGCUCCAGCUGAAUCCCCCAACCCCACCCCAUGCAAGUCACUGAUCCUGGUGAUUAAAUCACGUCUAUAUCUAUCUAUCUAUCUAUCUAUCUAUCUAUCUAUCUAUCUAUCUAUCUAUCUAUGUAUAGACUCUGCACAAAUUCCUCAAACCCGAUCCCUGGCAAUAGAAAAGAUGCACCUUGGAUGGAGUUUGGUCCAGCAAAGAUGUCGCCUUCAGCCCCCACAGAGGCCUCUGAUACCCCCUACGGGCCAAGCCUCUAGAACCCAGCUAUCCUGGCCCACUUUCCUCCCUGGACCCACCAGGUGAAGGGAAGUAGACAGGGGGCAGCAGGAGUGUUUCCUGGCCAGGACAGGGGGCAUCAGCUUAUGGGAAGGAUGGAAGAGACAUGUUCGCACCCCCCAGAAUCUGGGGAUCCGGGCCAGGCCCACUUUGCACAGUUCCUGCAGCCAGCUAUACUCAGGACCAUGCUCCCCAUCCCUGCACAGAGGCCCUGCACCCUUCAUCCCUAACCCCCACCAGGGUUAGUGGGUUUAGUCCACAUACACUGUUCUGAUUCUGUGACUCCAGGCAGAGGCUAAGCUGGAAGUAGCUCUUUCCUUUCCUCUGGGGAGGGGAAGGCCCCUUCCCCAGCCGCCCCUGCUUCCAACCUGAUGUCUGAGAACAUCUGGGUGAACCCCCGGUGGCCUCUGAUGUGUGACAGAGGGCUUGUGUGGCCCUGACAGAAUCAGAAAUCCAUUUUCACUUCCAGGUUUCUCUGUUUUGUUUCAUUCCCCUGCGGGAGGAAGGGCUGGUGGGCUGCAGGUGCCCCUCCCACCCCCAAAAGGCACUGAUGUCCCAUGCCUCUGCCACUCACCAUCCUACCAACAUACCUCAGUCUCUGGCAGGCCCAGCCUAUGCCAACAGGCCAGGCCGGUCUGUCCAGCCAAUAUCCACCUCCUUUCACCUCCAGGUUGGCCUGGGCCUCCUUGAGCCACAGCUGGCCGGCCCCUGGAUCUCGGAAAUCCCUCCAGUACCUGGCUCUAGGGAGACCAGACCUGGCCCGAGCCUUCCUCCCAUGGGGGCCAAGGGACGGGCAUUCCCCCGGGUAGCAAUCCCACAAUGCACUGUACCUCAGAGAGAGAGUAGGCCCAGGACUGUUGGUCCAGAGCUGGGCAGCCCGUUAACACACAACUCACAGAAAGACAUGGGCCGGGCUGCCCUCUGUCACCACUUGGUCUCCACUCUGACCUCUGGCUCUUUUCUGGAGCCUAUCUCUCUCUCCCCUCCACCGCCACCACGCUGCUCACACGUUCAUAUCACUCACCCAGGAAAACUCAAGUGGGGGUGGGCAGGGGACCUGCCCAGUAGUCAAUUAUCACACAUGUAUGGAUCUGUUAAUACUUUCUUUCUUCAAAGCGGAAAUGACACUCUAAGUGUGAUUAUUUUACAAACGACGCUUUGUUGUACCUGUGUGACGGGGCCUAGAACACUGGAUCCAGAUAGAGCUCUGUUGGUUUAUCCUAGUGUGUAUGCAGAACACCUUCUUUUUGUCAUAUUAUCCUUGAAAUGUAAGAAGAUUGUUAAUAAAAAACAUUUAAAUUUA
This is a messenger RNA of Erinaceus europaeus (western European hedgehog), 10558 nucleotides long. It is a transcript of the gene PRDM11, whose product is annotated as PR/SET domain 11. The transcript has 8 exons. Lineage: Eukaryota; Metazoa; Chordata; Mammalia; Eulipotyphla; Erinaceidae. Gene Ontology annotation, molecular function: DNA-binding transcription factor activity, RNA polymerase II-specific; RNA polymerase II cis-regulatory region sequence-specific DNA binding; protein binding. Gene Ontology annotation, cellular component: nucleus. Gene Ontology annotation, biological process: regulation of transcription by RNA polymerase II. The record is from RefSeq and is a predicted model, not a curated record. Bases 516 to 4064 code for a protein of 1182 amino acids.